AUGGCGACGGCGUACAAGAAUCUCUCGGCGCACGACCUGGGGGUUCUCGCCGUUCGCGAUCUCCUGAGCGUCACCAAUCUGGACCCGAAGUCGCUCGACCAAAUCGUCUACGGGCAAGUCGUCCCCUUCCUCGCCGGCCCGAACAUCGCGCGAGAGAUCGGACUUCGUUUGGAGCUCCCGCGAAGCGUUGAUGCGUACUCGGUCUCCCGUGCUUGCGCCACGAGCACGCAGGCCCUCGCGAACGCGACGAUGGCGAUUCAAACCGGACAAGCUGCAGUCGCCAUCGCCGGUGGCGCAGACUCCGCGACAGACGUUCCGAUCACCGUCAGCAAACCGUUGUCUGGUGCCCUCGUCACCGCGUCGCAAUCGAAGAAGCCGGCGGACAAGCUGAAGGCGUUUUCGAAGCUCUCGCCGAAAGAUCUUCUGCCGACGCCUCCGGCACUUCGCGAACUGUCGACCGGCCUGACGAUGGGCGAAAGCGCGGAGAAGAUGGCGAAAGAGAACGGCAUCUCUCGCGAGGCGCAGGACGCCUUCGCGCACCGGAGUCACAGUCUCGCCGCGAAGGCUUGGGCCGACGGCGUCUUUGCGGACGAAGUCAUGACGGCACGCGUGCCCCCAAAGUACGGCGCGUACGGGCAAGACAACCUCUUUCGUAAAGACUCGACCGUCGAAGGGUACGAACGUCUCCGUCCGGUGUUCGAUAGAAAACACGGCACGGUCACCGCCGGAAACAGUUCGCCGCUUACCGACGGCGCAUCGGCCGUGUUGUUGAUGCGCGAGGACGUCGCCAAGAGCCUCGGCUACACGCCACUCGCCUUUGUGAAGUCCUACGCAUUCGCGGCGCUCGACCCGAGCGAACAACUGCUGAUGGGUCCAGCCUACGCGAGUCCGCGCGCCCUCGACGCGGCUGGCGUCACGAUGAAGGACAUCGACGUGGUCGACAUGCACGAAGCUUUCGCGGCGCAGAUGCUGUCGAACAUGCAGGCAUUCGCUUCAAAAGAAUGGGCGAAGAAGAAGCUCGGGCGUAGCGAAGCGAUCGGCGAAAUCGCGGACGACAAACUCAACCUCUACGGCGGCUCGAUCUCCAUUGGGCACCCGUUCGCCGCAACCGGCGUCCGGCAAAUCACGACCGCAGCGCAUGAGCUAGCCCGUCGCGGCGGUGGACUCGCGCUCGUCACGCAGUGUGCGGCCGGCGGCCUCGGGGCCGCUGUCGUUCUGGAAGGCUGA
Molecule: messenger RNA, 1227 nt
Organism: Nerophis lumbriciformis (worm pipefish)
Lineage: Eukaryota; Metazoa; Chordata; Actinopteri; Syngnathiformes; Syngnathidae
Source: RefSeq, a predicted model, not a curated record